AGGGAGAAGGAGUAGGAGGGCGCAGGAGAGAGAAAAAAGGCAAGAGGGGCUGAAAUGCUACCAACCAUGGGGUCCUACAGAUGCUCACUGCAUGGAGCAGGCCCAAUGCAUUUAGCUCGCUGCAGCUGCUUGGGGUCAGGAGGCGGAAGGCCAUUUGAUCUCUGUGGAAGGGAUUAUGAUUUGUUAUUUAGCAACAUCCUUGGAGCCAUACAAAUUAAUUAAACGCCACAGCCCGUCUCCCUGAAGAGCUUACAGUGGAAAUCAACAAUGAAUGCAUGAGAUGUAAAAACAAGUGCCCUGUGCUCAUCUGGUUAUUGUGCUUGGUAUUGCAACCCAGGAGUACAAACUAUGGAUCUGAAAUGAGCUGCGUGUCUGUGAAGGAACACAGAUGUCACUCUGGCAUUCGCUUCCAAACCUGCUGUUCCAGCCUUGCCUCUCUGGGAUAGCAGCCAAGUUGGAGGUGGCUGAAAUUUUCUAUUCCAGGUGUGCGGAGUUUAGGAGGUGUCUGCUGUUCAUCACUGCAGAGUCUGAGCCUCCCGAAUAGGAAUGAAAUAUUUCCUCGCCAAGCAAGCAUUAUCAGGAGCCUGUUUGGUAGGUGAGGGACAGAGCGAUGAACUGACUAGCUCAAGGACCUUGUGACGUCGUUGUUGGGAAGUGAACCAAGACCUCCUGGUCAGCAGAUCAGUGCUGUUUCCAUCUUUUGUUGGGACCGAGGGUCACUGGCCAAGUGGAGAAGUAGGAGACGUGAUGUAUCUUGAUUUUUAGUAAGGCCUUUGACUUAGUCCCACAUGACAUUCUCAAAAGCAAACGGAGGAAUGUGGUCUAAAUGAAAUUACUAUAAGGACCUUGUCUACACAGGGAAAUGACUGGAAUAGCUCCCGUGGGCUAAGCUGUUCCGGGAUGGCUCCCCUUGUUCCAGAAGUGGAGGAAGCUGAACCAGAAUGAGGUGAUCUUAUUUCAGAAUGAGAGCGCCCACCCUGGGAGUUAUUCCAGAAUAGCUCUGGCCCUUUAACGUCUCUCUCUCUAUCGUACUCCGGAAUCACUUCUUCUCGUAGCCCAGCCCUCAGAUGGGAGCCCGCAGUGGCUGUCACACGAUGAACGCUGCUGCUACGGGGACCACAGGCCUUGUCCCUGUUGCUGCCUGCAGAGAGGGCCGCUCUAAACAACACUGUGGCUGGAGAGGCCAUGCCGGGCUGCCUCAGAAGUCCCUGGCAUGGAGCAGACAAAAGCAGAAUGAACGAGAAUGAAGCUGAGGCUGGGGAAAGUCAUACUGCAGAAAAGUAACCGUCACUCGAUCAUGGGAACAGCGCUCCAAGGCCAAGUGUGGUUUUCCACAGCAGUGAAGCCACUAAACUGAGAUUCGCUAUCUUUCUGAAACGCACACGGCCCUUUACACGUACCCGUUCUGGAUGCCGGACGUGCUGUGGGGGGGAGGCUCUCUGGCCUGUGUUCUGCCAGAUGAUCUUAACGGGCACAGCUGGCCUUUGAAUUGGGGAAGAGAAGCCUGAUUUGCAGGCAGCCCUGAUACCCGGCUGUUGCGGCAGAUUGGGCCCUUGGAAAUGACUGACUGCCGUCCGCGCUUGGGGGUGCGGUGGCUGCUCCUGCGUUGUCCCCCUCGUGCAGCACAGUGUGUUCGUUCAGUGUGUUGUUAAGGCCCUGAGCUCAAUUCAGUGGCGAAGGCACUUGGCCAACCACGGCGCUAGCGUCCCAUAGGAGCCACAAGGACACUAACCCAUGUGUACCUGUGCCAAUGGUACCUGCUCCGUCAGCACACCAGGAUCCUGUCCCCUAGAUCAGCAUAAGUCACCCCUCCUCUGGCACUCUGCUUUUUAGGCAUUGAAACAAACAAGUGACGUAUGACGCCCCAGAAGUUGCUAGUUACCACCCUUGUCCUUGUACCUGUCCAGUUCCACCAAAACAUCCUUUUCUGUUGUUCUGUCCCUCCCCUCCUUGUCGUCAGGAGAGGUCGGUGUUUUCCCUGCACCACCUCUUGGGAACGUGCUGACGUAGUCUCUUGAGAGAGCUGUGUGGCUUUUGUCUCUGGUCAGGAUAUGCUUGCUUGGUGUUAGCUAAAACUUAUCUUGCCAAAGUCCAGACCUGCUUGGUUCACACUGUUCGUUUAUGCCAAGGGCUCCAGCCCAGGCCCAUGCUAAUCAGACACAAAAACCACAGCAACACUGUAGUUUUAGUGCCUGGAGCACCAGAGUGGGUGACAGAAGACCUGGGUUCUAAUCCUGGUUUCUGCCACUAAACUGUGGUAUGACUCUGAGCAAGUCCCCUCUCUGCAGUAUUUCCCCUCGUGCCCUUUGUCUGUUUAGAUUGUAAGCUCUUUGGGUCAGAACUGGUGCCUGCACAACUGGGCAGGGGCUCUCUCUCCCUGUGUGUCUGUGCAGCGUCCGGCACAACUGGGCCCUGAUCUCAGCUGGGGCAGGGACUGUCUCUCGCUGUGUGUCUGGGCAACACCCUGCACAACGAGACUCCAGUCUUGGUUGGUGUCCCGUGCCACUUCCGCAAGAGAAGUAGUUAAUAAUAUUAACCGUAGGUCCAUUGACACCAAGUACGUGGGAGAUUCUCAGAAGCUAUGGCGAUGAGAUAGAACCUGUAGCACUAAGGGCUGGAAUGAGGGAGACAGACAAGAGCCAUCUGCAUUCCCGGGUGUCUGUUCAAAGUCUCGCUUGCCCUUCCCAGCAGCCUGCACCACUGAAGCCAAGGUGGAAAGGAAAUGCUGCAUGUCCCCUGAGUUAACUGGUGCCAGAGAGGGUCACAUUCUUUAAUGCCUUAAAAGUAGCCAUCUGGUUGGUGUACGUGAAGGUUGGGAAUUUGGUGGCCCAGAGUCCAGUGGCUGGAACAGGGGAAUCUGCAGUUUCUGGGGAUGGGGACUGAUGACUCAGCAAAGCUGGCCCAUUGCUCUUACUUAUUAAACCCUUGUGUGGGGAACCCUGUGCACCCCAUUACAUUAAGGGCCCCUUUAUCAGCCAGGAGAUCUCUCUGAUCAGUGGGUGUGUCCUGAAACCCAUUAAACUCUUUGUUAGACAACGAGGAAAGUCUUUAGGUUAUGAGCUGGGUUUGAAGUGGGGACAGUUAGCACCACAACAUAGAACAUGAGAUGGCAGCAGCAGUAGUAGGCUGUUAUCCACUGUGCGAAUGGACCAGUAGAGGGGUACAAGAGUCUCACUUUGCAAUGCAUUACACUGAAUGUAUUGAAAGGCAGGUUAUUAUCUCAGCUUGGGGGAGCAGGGCUGAUUAUGAACAAGCAAUUCAACCCAGUGUGAUAUCGUGGCAAAAAUUGCAAACGCGAUCUGUGAACAUGUAAAUGGGAGCAGGGGAAGGCGGGUGAUUUAACCUCUGUGUAUGGCACUGGUGAGGCUGAUACUGGAUCAGUGAUUCCACUUCUUGUGCCCACAUUUUAAAAAGGAUGUUGAAAAAUCAGAGGGGGGUGGAGAAGAGCCACGAACAUGAUUGCCGACUGGAGAAAAGGCCUCACAGUGAGAGAUUUAAGGAGCUCCAUCUGGUGGAGACACAGCAGUCUCGGUGCUGAUUGUCCAGAAAAUGGCAGAAGAGAGCGCUGAAGCAACAAGCGAUACCAGUAGACAAGUGAAUGUCCCAAUGCUGCCGGAUAACAGACCAGUGGCAGAAAGGAGAAGAGAUGUAGAUUUCAGCCUAAAAUGCAUUAAAGAUAAACGGAUCCCAAUUACCGUUACUGUCGUCAUCACAGCUUUGAUCAUCGCCGUAAUUGCACUGGCGGCCAAGAAGACUCCCCACUGCCAAUGCUGCCCGCCCCACGUCAUUGCUGCGUGCCCGGACGGCUGGGUUGGAUACCAAGGGAAAUGCUACUACUUCUCAGAGACUGAAGGGAACUGGAGCACGAGCCAGAGCCACUGCUCUUCUCUCAACGCCUCCCUGGCUUCGAUUGAUUCCCUGACAGAACUGAAUUUCACGCUGCGCUAUAGGGGGAACCCUUACCGCUGGAUUGGCCUCCAGAGGGAGCAAGGCCAUGGCCAGCCCUGGAAGUGGACCAACGGUACCAUGUUCAACAACCUGUUUCCGGUCAGAGGGGAAGGGCAGUGCGCCUACCUGAAUGAACAUGGGGUUAGCAGCUCCAGGUGCUACUCAGAGAGACAUUUCAUCUGCAAGCAGCCGGAUGAGUGCUCUAGAAGGAAGCCAAGCGCCGCAGGAGGGGACACAAUGUCUAAGAUCACUUAAAGGGCCAAUGCAGCCUCUUCAGUGGAUGCAGAACUUACUCAUUCAUCAUCUCUUGCAGAGCAUCCUACCUCUCCAACCAUUGCUCCCUCCAGGUCCCUGCUGAAAAACUAUCUUCAUAACGCUUGACUACACUAACUCUAUUACACAAUAACUCCAUUGUCGUGGUACUACUGGAUACAGGCAAUCCCAGCUUUUAUUUAAAAAGAGCAUGUCUAUAGCUAGCUUGGUUUUGAAUAUGCUCUGGCAAAUCAAAUUGAGUCUGAGUCAGCAGAGAGCUUGAAACAAUAACUCAGAAAAGUGUGCCAUUUAAUUAAUUGACACUGGAACCUAAUGAUGACCCUAACUUCUUUCCUUCUUUUUCCUCUACGCCACUUUUCUUGGUGAGGGUUGUGGCAGCAGCAUGGAGAGUAGGGAGGACUAGACCUCCCUUUCCUCUUCAACAGAUUCCAGCUCCUCCUGGGGAAUUCCCAAGCAUUCCCAGGCCAGCUGGGAGAUAUAAUCCCUCCAGCGUGUUCUGGGUUGGCCUCGGGGCCUCCUCCUAGUGGUACAUCUUCAGUAGAAGAAGCCUACCGGGGGGCAUCCCCAGCUGGAUCCUCUCAAUCCGGAGGUGUAGCAGCUGUACUUCGAGGCACUCCCAAAGAGCUGAGCCCCUCACCCUGUGUAUUAAAUUAAAAAAAAAAAAGUCAUGGUUUUGAGGGGAUUCUUGAAUGUUUGGGUUUGACAAAAUUGGAUUAACAAAAUCUAAAGGUCAUACGUUUUGGUCACAACUUGAACUAGGUGAAUUUUUUUGACCAAACCCUUUUAUUUAUUCUAUUUAUUUUGUUUGUUUUAUUUAUUUAGGCAAAAAAUGCAGAGCGGGCGUCACCGAAACCAUGUGAAUUUGUGUCGAUCUUUGCCAAAUAGACUUGGCAGAAAAAUAACUGGAAAAAAAAUAAAGCUGAAUGUUUCAUUUUCCUGUUUUUGAAACCAAA
Molecule: messenger RNA, 5174 nt
Organism: Dermochelys coriacea (leatherback sea turtle)
Lineage: Eukaryota; Metazoa; Chordata; Testudines; Dermochelyidae
Product: C-type lectin domain family 2 member D-like
Exons: 11
Coding region: 3550-4203 (217 amino acids)
Source: RefSeq, a predicted model, not a curated record